CUCACUUCUACGUCAGUGCGUUCCACUGUAGCGCCGCCCCAUCCGGUAGAGUAGCAGGCAUGUCUACCCGAUCCAAGGUGGUCCUGGGUAUCACGGGGGUUCUGUCUGUCGGCACCGUGGUUGGGGUACACGUGAAGCAGAAUCUGGACAGAGAGAGGCUGCGUUUGGGUGUCGUCCAUGAUCUGGAAAGGCAGAGGCGGAAAGAGGAAAAUCGGCGUCUUUUGCAAGAACAGAUUGAUUUAACCAAACAGCUGGAGUCAGAACGAGAGAAGAGUCUUUCACAUGAGGCGACAAACCAAUCUUAAGGCCGGAGCCGUCCCCCUGCCGCGGACUUGUUAGAAGUGACAGGAUGAUUACGGGUAGUUUCUGCUUUCUGUAAAUCAUCAUCUCCGAGGCUGAUGAUCACUUUUGGAACUUUUGCGUUAAAAUACGUCAUGGACUUGUAAUAAAGGUGCCAUGCCCUCUA
This is a messenger RNA of Bufo bufo (common toad), 466 nucleotides long. RefSeq names its product protein PET117 homolog, mitochondrial. Bases 60 to 305 code for a protein of 81 amino acids. Gene Ontology annotation, biological process: mitochondrial respiratory chain complex IV assembly. The record is from RefSeq and is a predicted model, not a curated record. Lineage: Eukaryota; Metazoa; Chordata; Amphibia; Anura; Bufonidae. The transcript is spliced from 2 exons. Gene Ontology annotation, cellular component: mitochondrion.